Messenger RNA from Episyrphus balteatus (marmalade hoverfly), 745 nucleotides. RefSeq lists its product as uncharacterized. Lineage: Eukaryota; Metazoa; Arthropoda; Insecta; Diptera; Syrphidae. The transcript has a single exon. The record is from RefSeq and is a predicted model, not a curated record. Bases 152 to 697 code for a protein of 181 amino acids.
ACAGCCCGGGAACAAGACAGAAGUAAAACGUAAAAGUUGUAUUUUGUAAACAAAUCCAAAGCCCUCGAUCUACGUCUAGAUUUUCCGAGAUCCAAUAAACAAAGUUUAAAACAAAACAAAACAUAAAAUAAUUAACAAUUUUCAAUUUAAGAUGUCCUACCUUCUCACUGAAAUCGCCCUCGACAUGUUGGGUUAUAAAUUUUACGACACAAACGGCACCUAUCACAUAACCGACUUUCAGUCCACCUCCUCAGCCAUCGAUCCCGAUGAAAUGUCCCUCGAAGACAUCAUCUAUCCCAAAGAUGUACAAUCGGUCGACACAAAUUCUGAUUCCGAUGAAUGUGUAGAAGUUCCAAAUUUACCUGUUCCCUCCAUAUCUGUCAAUCAGGAUCAACUAGUACUGCAAAAUAUAAGAGAGUCCAUUGAAAAAGAGGUCGAUAGUUUGCGGGAAGAGAUUUAUCGCAAUAAAACAAAAUUCAUAGAAGACAACAUUAAGAUCAUUCGCAAAAGAGAUAAAACAAGUAAGACGACUCCGAAGGAGAUUUUAGAUCCGUACAAUCAAAGUGAGAAUCAGAAUUUACGUCGAGAAGCUGAGAUGUUGGGUGAAUUUUUGAAGAACGUUGAAGAAAAGUUGGAGGAAGCAAAUCCCGAACAAUUUAAGGAGUUGAAGAGAUAUAGAAUGGAAGAGUUUUUAUAAGUGCAAAUAGUAAUUAAUAAAAUAUUUUUAAGAACAUAAAAUAUUCUA